Cannabis sativa is the source of this 813-nucleotide messenger RNA. RefSeq names its product dirigent protein 22. Lineage: Eukaryota; Viridiplantae; Streptophyta; Magnoliopsida; Rosales; Cannabaceae. Bases 39 to 617 code for a protein of 192 amino acids. The record is from RefSeq and is a predicted model, not a curated record. The transcript has a single exon.
CUACACUCUUCAACACACUUACUCUCUAUUCAUUAGGCAUGGCUUCUUUACUCACUCACUCUCUAUUCUUCAUCUUCACUCUCAUCACAACCUCGAUCCACUCCAUCAAUGGAGCUUUCGCUAAGCAAUACUUAACCGAAGCCAAACAAAUGAAAAGAACCGAAAAGAUGAGCCACCUUCACUUCUACUUUCAUGACAUCCUCAGUGGAAAGAAACCGAGUGCUGUUAAAAUCAUUGAAUCGCCAUUAAAAGCUAAGGGCCUCACCGGCUUUGGAGUUACUUUUAUGGUCGAUGAUGCAUUGACUGAGAAAGCAGAACCAACCUCAAAAAUCGUCGGUAGAGCACAAGGGAUUUAUUCUCUUGCCUCACAGUCAAAGACUGAUGUAGCACUACUAAUGGUCAUGAAUUUUGUAUUCAUUGAAGGAAAAUACAAUGGAAGUACUAUUAGUAUUCUUGGGAGGAAUCCGGUCCUUGAAAAUGUUAGAGAAAUGCCACUAGUUGGAGGAACCGGCUUGUUUAGGUUCGCCCGUGGUUAUGCCCUAGUUAACACGAUUCAUUUUGACGUCAAAACUGGAGACGCCAUUGUUGAGUACAACGUCUAUGUCUUACACUAUUAAGCUUUUUUUCUCAUUCUGUUUUAAGAGAUGUUUUUUCUUCUGUUCUUGUUUUUGUUUUCGGUUUAUUUAAUCAUAGCAAGCAAGAAGAAAGAAACAUCACCCACCAUUGAAAUCUCAUCAUUGCCAAGGUGUUAAAGCUUCCACUAAUGGCAGUUUAUGUUGUUUUGACUAAAAAGUAAUAACAUAUCUUCUUCCA